Messenger RNA from Chrysoperla carnea, 1857 nucleotides. It is a transcript of the gene uri, whose product is annotated as unconventional prefoldin RPB5 interactor-like protein. NCBI's taxonomy places the organism in Eukaryota, Metazoa, Arthropoda, Insecta, Neuroptera, Chrysopidae. Gene Ontology annotation, molecular function: chromatin binding; transcription corepressor activity; phosphatase inhibitor activity. The coding region runs from base 73 to 1857 and encodes 594 amino acids. The transcript is spliced from 4 exons. Gene Ontology annotation, biological process: negative regulation of phosphatase activity; negative regulation of transcription by RNA polymerase II. The record is from RefSeq and is a predicted model, not a curated record.
AUAGUGUGAAAAGUUUUUAUCAAAAUGAGAAAAAUUUUGAAUUAUUUUUUGAAAUCGAAAGGUAUUUAGAAAAUGGCAGAUAAUAUUGAAAAAACUCAUGAAUCGUUAAUAAACGAUAGUUUAGCAAAAAAUGCAGCGCGUAUUUUAAGUAUACAGCAAGUUAUUGAACAAUAUGAAAAUCAAAUAAAAUUGUUUAAAGAAUUACCUACUACUUUAAAAAAAUCUGUGUUAGUUCCAAUUGGGACAAAAGGUUUUUUGCGGGGACAAAUUGUGCACACAAACGAAGUGUUCCAUAAAGUUGGAUGUGGUUACGUUAUUAAACGGACUGCUAAACAAGCGAUUGAUUAUUGUGAUCGAAUGUUAGUUGAGACAAAUAGUUUUUUAACGAAAUUACAACAAGAAGAAAGUUGGCUAACGAACCAAUUAAACAUUACAUCAAAAGAAAAUCCUUUUGCAACGAAAGAUUGUGUUGAAAUUGUAGAAAAUUAUGAUGAAGCAACAGAAGUUGAAUGGAGAAAAAAACAUCGAGAAAGUCUUAAAAAGUGGAAACAAGAUGAAGCGAAAGAACGUGAAAUUUUACAAAGAGAAACAUCUGAUAAAGAUUGUUUUUCUAGGUUAGAUGAGCUAGAAAUUUUAGAGGAGCUAGAACAAUUUACUUCAGACAUGAAAAAAUUUAAUUUUGAACAAGAGCGAAAUGCAAGCACGGAAAAUGUAUCAAUUCCAGAAGUCGUAGAAAAAGAUAAAGAACUGGAAGAAAAUGCGAAAUGUAUAGAUAUUACGCAAAGUGUAAUUGGAAAAGAAUCGGAAGAGAGUGAAAGUACGUGUUGUAAUUCAAAAGAUGGAUGCAUAAAAACAAAAGGUAUGUUGUUUUACGAAGAAAAUGAAAGCGUUGAAAAUAUAGGUGUUCAGGAAACUGAAAAUGUGAAAAAAUUAGAAGAAAGGGAAUGCAAGAAAAGUAUAGAAAAAAUUAAUGAAAAUACUAAUACAGAAAAUAUAGAAGUAGUGAGUCCGGAAAAUAUAAGUAAUGGAAAUACAAAAAAAUAUUUAGAUUUUGUUGAAUUACAUAAAAAAUUAGAAAAAACACGAAAAUCGAAGACAAUUAUUAAAACGGAUGAAGAUUUAAGGAAACGUUUAGAUGAAUUAGAAAAAGAAGAAGAAUUAUUAGAAGAAAUGGAAAUUUUAACUAGUACUGAAGAAACUGUAAAUAAUGCUUCCGAACCUUCUGUUGCAACUGUUGACGAUGAUUCUAAAAAGUGUACAAUACGUUUUAAUGAACAAGUACGAACUAAUUUUUAUGUAUCCACGAAAGCGGUGUCGGAUGAAUUAGAAAUAGAAUUAAUAAAAAAUCAAGGAGAUACAAAAAUAGAAACAGCAACUUCAGCAGAUGAUGACCCAGUGACAUUGUAUUUAUAUUUCUCACAUACACAAGACGAUUUAAUAGAAAAAUCACCCGAAUGUAAUGCCGAAACUGUUUCUGAAUUAGGUUUGUUGAAACCAUCAGAUAUAUAUGAUUUGCCUUACCGACCUAAAUCAAUUCUGAAAAACAAAAAUAAAUUAUUCGAAGAACCGCAACACACCGGUGAACAUAUACCUGAGCCAAUUACAUAUUCACAUCACAGAAAAAAAGAUCGAGGACGUGAUCGUUGGGUAUGCCAUGAUACAUUUUCAUCGAAAAAUGGUAAUGAUUCGGAUCAAGAAAAUGCAAAUGUUGUUCAAGUUCCUCCUCCAUUAACUGAAGUAAAAGAAAAAACUGAUUUUAAUAAUUCGGGUGUUGCUUCCACUACGACAGUUGGUACACUGCCGAAAAAACGACAAAGUCGAUUUUUAGUUUCGCGUGCUUUAAUAACUAAAAAGUAG